Teleopsis dalmanni is the source of this 460-nucleotide messenger RNA. RefSeq lists its product as uncharacterized. The record is from RefSeq and is a predicted model, not a curated record. The transcript has a single exon. Lineage: Eukaryota; Metazoa; Arthropoda; Insecta; Diptera; Diopsidae. The annotation marks the transcript as partial.
UUGGCUCAAAAUCUACAAAAACAACUACAACCAAAUCAACCCUCACAAACUCAUCCGAAAGCUAAACCCAAACCCAUAAAUACAAUACAAGAAACUCAAUUUGGCAAACGCGCUACCAGUUUAAAGCGAAAAUCAAAAAAUACUGAGGUGCAUACGCCUGCUAAAAGAAGUUCAAAGGUUCCUUCUUCAAUGAGAAAAUCACAAUCUCUUGAUACUGAAAACUAUUCUCUCACAAGCAUACAAGCGCCACUCUGGGCAACUCUUACUAAUGCCAGGACAAUCAAUGAGAUUUCGCAAGACAACUAUUAACUAUCAAAAGUGCAGCUAAAGACAACUAAAAAGUUAUAAACCUUAAGGAAUCUUCUAUAUAUUAUUCUCGCAUACACUGUAUAUAAACUUGUUCAGUAUUUGUGUAUAUUUCCAUUAUUAUAGUAAUUUUAAAAUAGAAAUUGUACUUGUU